CAGCAGCCCAGUGAGCGGGACUCGAGUCGGGUUCCAGACAGGAAGCGUUGCAGCUCGCGUUCAGAGGCGCGACGUACAAGCCGACGGGCGGUUCUCUUCGCAGCUCGCGGAGGCGAACCGGGCGACAGAUUUUAUUAUGUAUACAGUGUUCUGUCUGCACACUAGAAGAGGACACCAGAUCUCAUUACAGAUGGUUGUGAGCUGCCAUGUGGUUGCUGGUACUUGAACUCAGGACCCUACAAGAGCGGCCAGUGCUCUUAACCUGGCAGUGCUCUCCAGCCCCCACUGAUAACCUUUGAAGUGCCAUGGCAGAACAAGAUGUGGAAAAUGAGCUUUUGGACUAUGAUGAAGAUGAAGAGCCCCAAGCACCUCAGGAGAGCACUCCAGCUCCCCCAAAGAAAGAUGUCAAAGGGUCUUAUGUGUCCAUUCACAGUUCCGGUUUCCGGGACUUUCUGCUGAAGCCGGAGCUCCUGAGAGCCAUAGUUGACUGUGGCUUUGAGCAUCCUUCAGAGGUCCAGCAUGAGUGUAUUCCCCAGGCCAUUCUGGGUAUGGAUGUCCUGUGCCAGGCCAAGUCUGGGAUGGGUAAGACAGCUGUGUUUGUGCUGGCCACCCUGCAGCAGAUCGAGCCCAUCAAUGGCCAGGUAUCAGUACUGGUCAUGUGCCAUACAAGGGAGCUGGCCUUCCAGAUCAGCAAGGAAUAUGAGCGCUUCUCUAAGUACAUGCCCAGCGUUAAGGUAUCUGUGUUCUUUGGGGGCCUCUCCAUUAAGAAGGAUGAAGAUGUGUUGAAGAAGAACUGUCCCCAUGUUGUGGUGGGGACACCAGGCCGGAUCCUGGCACUUGUACGGAGCAGGAGCCUCAACCUAAGGAAUGUGAAGCACUUUGUGCUGGAUGAGUGUGACAAGAUGCUGGAACAGCUGGACAUGCGUCGGGACGUGCAAGAGAUCUUUCGCCUGACACCCCAUGAAAAGCAGUGCAUGAUGUUCAGCGCCACCCUGAGCAAGGAGAUCCGGCCAGUCUGCAGGAAGUUCAUGCAGGAUCCCAUGGAGGUGUUUGUGGAUGACGAGACCAAGCUCACACUGCACGGCCUACAGCAGUACUAUGUCAAGCUCAAGGACAGCGAGAAGAACCGGAAACUCUUUGACCUCCUUGACGUCCUAGAGUUUAACCAGGUGGUGAUCUUUGUCAAGUCUGUGCAACGCUGCAUGGCCCUGGCCCAGCUCCUAGUGGAACAGAACUUCCCAGCCAUUGCCAUUCACCGAGGCAUGCCCCAGGAGGAGCGCCUGUCCCGCUACCAGCAGUUCAAGGACUUCCAGCGGCGCAUCCUGGUAGCUACCAAUCUGUUUGGUAGAGGUAUGGACAUUGAGCGAGUGAACAUUGUCUUCAACUAUGACAUGCCAGAGGACUCAGACACCUACCUUCACCGGGUGGCUCGUGCUGGUCGCUUUGGUACUAAAGGCCUGGCGGUCACUUUUGUAUCUGAUGAGAAUGAUGCCAAAAUCCUCAAUGAUGUUCAGGACCGGUUUGAAGUGAAUGUGGCAGAGCUUCCAGAAGAAAUAGAUAUCUCUACAUACAUUGAACAGAGCCGAUAACCAUACGUGUAACCAAGGACCACGGCCACCUUUCCCACCUGCUGCUCCAGAUCCUCUUCCUAGAUAAUAGAUGGGUGUAUCUUUUUAUUGUUCCAAAGCUGUAGUUAUGUAAGAAUAAAGUUUUAUUGUGGA
Molecule: messenger RNA, 1721 nt
Organism: Chionomys nivalis (European snow vole)
Lineage: Eukaryota; Metazoa; Chordata; Mammalia; Rodentia; Cricetidae
Gene: Ddx39a
Product: DExD-box helicase 39A
Exons: 12
Coding region: 306-1589 (427 amino acids)
Biological process (GO): mRNA export from nucleus; mRNA splicing, via spliceosome
Molecular function (GO): ATP binding; RNA helicase activity; RNA binding
Source: RefSeq, a predicted model, not a curated record